This is a messenger RNA of Danio rerio (zebrafish), 2858 nucleotides long. It is a transcript of the gene rcor1, whose product is annotated as REST corepressor 1. Gene Ontology annotation, biological process: DNA-templated transcription; regulation of DNA-templated transcription. NCBI's taxonomy places the organism in Eukaryota, Metazoa, Chordata, Actinopteri, Cypriniformes, Danionidae. The record is from RefSeq and is marked provisional. Gene Ontology annotation, cellular component: nucleus.
UGCAUCAGUGCACUACGGUGUUAUUUGUUUCCGAUUAGAGCAGUUGAGCUGAGUUAGCUUAGCUAUAGCAAGCAGUCAGCGAGCCCAAGUUCCUUCAAGCAGCUUUGCGUUUCGCUGUCAAGAUGCCCGCAAUGUUAGAGAAGGGCACCACCGAGAUUUCGGGUAAAAGGAGGGGCAGGAACUCUGUAAAUAAUCCGACCAAAAGUUUUACUUCAAACGGGAACAGUAACAAUUCAUGGGAGGAAGGAAGUUCGGGUUCCUCAAGUGAUGACGAGCAUGGUGCGGGCGGGAUGAGAGUUGGACCGCAGUAUCAGGCAGUUGUUCCCGAUUAUGACCCCGAAGUAGCAAAGGCGAGCCAUGAGAGGGAGAAUCUGGGAAUGCUGGUGUGGAUUCCCAAAACAAGUAUUCCAGAGGCCAAAUUGGAUGAAUAUAUUGCAAUAGCCAAAGAAAAACAUGGGUACAAUAUGGAGCAGGCAUUGGGCAUGCUGUUUUGGCACAAACACAACAUUGAAAAAUCUUUGGCAGAUCUCCCCAACUUCACCCCUUUUCCAGACGAGUGGACAGUUGAAGACAAGGUGCUGUUUGAACAGGGUUUCAGUUUUCAUGGAAAGACGUUUCACCGCAUCCAGCAGAUGCUUCCAGACAAGUCAAUUGCAAGCCUGGUUAGGUUUUAUUACUCAUGGAAGAAAACUCGGAGCAAAACGAGCGUGAUGGACCGCCAUGCACGCAAACAAAAGAGAGAGCGAGAAGAAAGUGAUGAAGAAGAAGAAAAUGGUAGCACCUCUCCAGGGGAUACAGAAUUGGAGCCUAAUAAGGAAGAGAAAAAAGAGGGAACUUCUGGAACCGAGAAACAAGAAUCAAAACCUGCAGUUGUGCAAAAGCCAGCAAUUCUUGCAGAGAAGCCAAUGCAUGUAAAGAAGGAAGCCCAGGGUCUUGCAGGGAGGAACCUGAACAGGGCUAAGAAAAAACCUCCCAAAGGAAUGUAUUUAAGUGCUGAUGAUGUGACUGCAAUGUCCAGCAGUGGCCCGGCUGCAGUUAGUGUGCUGAGAGGGCUGGAUAUGGAGCUCAUUGCCAUAAAACGUCAGAUUCAGAGCAUUAAACAGCACAAUAGUGCUCUCAGAGAAAAGCUGGACACUGGUGUGGAUGAUUUCAGGCCAUCUGAGUCGAAUCAGAAAUUUAAUACCCGCUGGACCACAGAAGAGCAGCUGCUUGCAGUGCAAGCUAUAAGGAAGUACGGGCGGGAUUUCCAGGCCAUUUCUGAUGUGAUCGGCAACAAGUCUGUGGUGCAAGUCAAAAACUUUUUUGUGAAUUACCGGCGUCGCUUCAACCUGGACGAGGUGCUGCAGGAGUGGGAAGCAGAGCACGGUGUGGAGGAACGCAAGGGUUUAGAUGAAGAGAAGAUGGAGGUGUCAUCUGAAGACGGCACAACCUCAGGGCCUGCAGAAAACCAAACAGAGGAACAAACGCCAAUGGAAACACAGAACCCUUCGGUUUCCUGAGUUCUCCAACAGCGGUUGGUCGAGCUCAGAUCGGUUGAUAAUCGCAGCUGUACGUGAGAGGCAUUAAGGCUUCAUAGGCCUCAAACGAAGUCUCUUCGUGAUGGACAUUCCCCCCUGCCCUAAAAUAAACCCUCCGACUUUCACUCCCUUGCUGAUUCCAGGACUCUGUAACAGGUGCUGCCGCAUGGGGGCGCACACUUUAUCACGGUAGGAACUAGGACACUUAACCAUCACUGCCAACAGUAGAGUUUCUGUGUGUUCUCUACGCGUCUGGCACUCCGGCAGUUCUCCACAAAUUAUAAUUGCGGGAAUAACAUGUUCAUAAACCCACCCUAAAGCCAUUGGACAGUUCAAUCUAAUUGAAUUAUGGUCUUGAAAGAUCUCAUGUCUAAAGGAGACACUUUACCAUUUCCUUUUUCUUGGAAUAUUCAGAGUAUUUGGUCCUAAUACAACAUCCCUUUCCAGUUACCUUUGAUUUUUUGCUAUUGUAGCAUAUUAUCUAGUCAUGAUUUAUUUUAAAAUAGAUUUUAGUUGAUUUCCGGUUGGAUUAUUAAGAUAUUUAUUUCCAUAAAUGGUGAAUAAAAACUGCACUAUAUAGAUAAAAGGAAAUGUCAGUGCAGAUGAAGUUAAAAUAAUUUUAAAAGCAAUUGUAAUAUACUUUUAAAAAUGAAAUGGAUAGCAGCUCAUAUAUUAUUCAAGCGAACUGGUUAGAAUUAGGUUAUAAUAUAUAAAUGUUUAAUCAUGGACCCUUGUACAUGGUGUAUUUGAAAUGCAUUUUAUCUCAAAAGGGUUCUUGGCUGCGGAUGUUGAUUGCAACAACGGCCGCAGCAAAGAGUUGUAAUGGAAUGGAAGUAUUUGUUUUGUUCUUGCUUGGAACUUUUAAAUCUUCUUUUAAACUGUUUUUGCAUGUGUGAACAGUUCCUUCAUGCCGAGGUCAAGCUUUCUAUUCCAAGUGUAGUUAGGAAUUUCAAAAUAUGGCAGCACAUUUAAAUUUUUACUUCCAUUCUUCCAGUUGUUCUUUUUCCCCAUUCAUCCUUCAUUAUUAUGGUGUUUGGAGAUAUAAACGGUAGAUACACUCAUUGUUUCUUUUGUAUGUUUAAUUUGAUAAAGGAAUAAGUUAUUUUAAAUACAUGCACUCUCUUUUGUUUUGACCAACUUUUCCCCUCUAAUAGCUGUAAUGGUACCAUACUAGUGUGAACUCCUUUUGAAACUUUUAUGUGUGCAGAUAACCUGUAUAUGGUUGGGGUGAAACUCUGUGUGUCUGUGUGUGUGGGUGCCACUGAUGUGCUCAUAGACUGGCCUGUAUAUGUAAACAGUUUAUGUCACAUUAGUCAUAAUAAAAUUAAGGGAAUCAUACUA